Messenger RNA from Stylophora pistillata, 1729 nucleotides. Its product is annotated as TATA box-binding protein-associated factor RNA polymerase I subunit A. Gene Ontology annotation, biological process: transcription by RNA polymerase I. The record is from RefSeq and is a predicted model, not a curated record. Lineage: Eukaryota; Metazoa; Cnidaria; Anthozoa; Scleractinia; Pocilloporidae. Gene Ontology annotation, cellular component: RNA polymerase I transcription regulator complex.
UUACGUGGCUUUUUCGUCUUGGGAAAUUUUAAAGAUUCUUUACUGCCCUUCAAGUAUUAAUUGCAAUAACUUUAGCGCGUUUAUUUGCCUUAAUUGACCCAGUGAAGCAGAAUUUUCUCUCCUCUUAGUUUUACGAGGUAUCUUUGAGUUAUGCGUACACAAUAGCCAAACUUGUAGAAAGAAAAAAUAAUACAUGGCGGCUGUGUUACAGCACUGGCAAACUCACACAAACGACUAUCAGUGCGCGUGGUUUAAAGGCUGUAUAUUCCAGCAGAUAUGGCGGGAAAGAUGCCAUAGCCUUGCUUUAGGGAUAGGAAAAAGGACGUCAUAUCGCUGUCAGCAUAUCACUUACCUAACAAGAAUGCUUCUGGACUGUUUACUGAGCCAUAGAUUUGAUGAAGCCCUGGAGUGUCUGGUUGGACUAUGUGGAGUUUGUAGAAGAAUACCUGAGCUGUUUUGGCGAACAGGCUCAGAAGUACUGAAAAACUGCCCAGGGAGCUACAUGCAUAUGAUUCAAUUAUUGAAAAAUAUGUUUGUAAUUUGUGUGCCCUUCAAAACUGAACUUCUGCUGGAUUUUACCAUGUACUUGGUGAAACACAACAAUGAUAUCACAGAGGCACAGGAACUUUUAACAUCAAAACUUUCUCAAAAGCCAUUUGUGUCCAGCCCUAUUCUUCAAGCUUAUGCGGGACUCUUUGCAUAUCUUGAAUGGAAGAAAUGCAAACACCAGUUUGACAAAAGGUAUUUAGAAGCUGAUGAUGAUAGUGAUCUGGACUUUACAGGAGGUGAGAGGACUGAUGGAGAUCUGAAACGUCAAAUGGAUUUUCAUGGAAAGAAAGCUCUGGUUUUUUUCGUUAACUUAGUAGAACAUUGUGGUGUGUGGGACAUCUUUAUUACAAGACAAGUAGAGAUGUUACAAUAUUAUAACAUGACUGAGGAGGCGAAAAGGAUCCUAGUGAGAUAUAAAGAGAAAAAUCCUGAAAACCUUAAUUCACAUCGGUACUUAUAUUAUUUUCUCAAGAGUGAAUGUGCCAGUAAGGAAGAGUUGUGUUCAGUUCUUGAAGAUUUGCUGAAUGUAGAUCCAACAAGUGAACUGAGUGAGGAAUAUGUCAAGCUUGCUGAACACAAAAAAGAUCAGUUAAAGGGAAUCAUUGAUAUUUUGGGAGCGCUUUUCGUCAAGCUCGACCAUGCAGCAUGUCGAUAUUGUGUGACAACCUGGAAGGAACUUGCUGCUGUUCUUACUCAGUUCUGUGCAGCUCAUGACACAAGGGAAUUAAAGAUAUUUUGGGAUGAGCGAGUUGAUUGGUGGCCACAGUUUCACUUCCGUCUCAGUCUCGUUCCCAACAAGGACCAUGUGUCAAAACUGGAAUGGCAACUGACUCGACAUAAGGCAGAGGCUGCUAAGUGGCUCCUUGGACAAGGAAACCCUUUCACCCAAGCUGUAAGAAAUCAAGAACCACAGUACAGUGAAAUAGAGUCGUCUUUAUCUCUCAGUGGCACAGGAUCAUCAAGGAUUACAAAAACAGUUAAUGGCGAGGGGUGUUCGCCCCGGAAAAGGAAACGUAAUGACGAUUCUUCCUAUAAAUACAAAAGAAGAAUCCUUUGUGGAUGACUAAAGAGUCAGCUUUUUUAUUGUAUGAUAUUUUCAUUAUUUUAUUUUAAUGGCGAAGAGUAAUCAAUUAAAACGAUUUGUAAUGGGUAAAUAAACAGGCUACCCGUACUUGAAAAA